Messenger RNA from Sphaeramia orbicularis (orbiculate cardinalfish), 3455 nucleotides. RefSeq names its product c-mer proto-oncogene tyrosine kinase a (gene mertka). Bases 164 to 2986 code for a protein of 940 amino acids. Lineage: Eukaryota; Metazoa; Chordata; Actinopteri; Kurtiformes; Apogonidae. The transcript is spliced from 19 exons. Gene Ontology annotation, molecular function: ATP binding; protein binding; transmembrane receptor protein tyrosine kinase activity. Gene Ontology annotation, biological process: multicellular organism development; positive regulation of kinase activity; phagocytosis. Gene Ontology annotation, cellular component: plasma membrane; signaling receptor complex. The record is from RefSeq and is a predicted model, not a curated record.
UUGGUCAACAACUCCAGUCGGACUGAGCUGCACAGACCGCGGUGUGUGAUGUGACUGUUACCAGAGGAUAGUAGUGUCCGGCUCCGAUUAGAAUAAACAAAAGAAGAAUCAUAUCAAGUGUUUGGAUUGACGCAGUUCAGACAGGAGCUGCAGAGUGUUGGUCAUGGCAAAGAAGUCAAACCCAGGCUGGUUAGAAGUUUUCCUCUAUUCCACGGUCAUAUCCAUUAUUGUGGGGGCUCCGGUUAACGGCCAUUACUCUCAUAGACGAUCUCAGCGACCCAUUAGGACAUCUGAGAUCCACCAUGAAACCCGUGCUUCACACGUUCAUCUCUCCUGGGAUGAGGUAAAACGGCUGCAUUUCAAGCCCACCGUAGGCUCCAUCCAGCUGUCUGAAGGCCAUGUGGCCAAGUUCAACUGCUCCAUCGAUAUCCCUGAUGCUCGUGUGGAGCCCACGAUGAUCUGGGUAAAGGACGGUCAGGAGCUGGCAGGAAAUGUACAUGUGGUGAUGAAUGACCUCCAGACCAUCACGGACGGAGUAAUAACACUCCUGUCGACUGUCAGUAUUAGCCAUGUGCAGAGAGCGGAUGCAGGGCAGUACCGCUGCAGACUGAGCAUCAUGAAUACACUAGUUGAGUCUCAACCAAUCAACAUUGAGGUUGAAGGUCUGCCAACAUUUAUCCAACAACCCGACGACAGGAACGUAUCUAGGAACACACCUUUCACACUUUUAUGUGAAGCAGUUGGGCCUCCAGAUCCUGUUCAGAUCCGCUGGCUUCGUGAUGGAUUACCUGAUAGUGACUUCCAUAACUCUCCCAGCAGCUACUCUGUGUCAGGUGUGGACAAAUUCACCCAGUUCAGCUGUGAGGCCUAUAACUCGAAGGGUGUCACUACCUCCAGGGAAGCAAACAUCAACAUCAAAGGACUUCCCAGCCCUGUGUCUAAUGUUACGGUGGUGGAGAGGCAGUCCAACAAGUUAAUGCUUAGCUGGACUCCUGGACAUGAUGGGUUCUCCCCACUCACCAAAUGCCACAUUAGAGUUAAAGAGGUGAGUCAGAGGAAAGGUGAGGUGAUGACCACCAGGUUCAUCAACGCCACAGUUCCACCUUUUAAGUGUGAAGUCACCGGGCUGCAGGCCAUGACGUGGUACAACAUGAGUGUGUCCUGCAGCAACGAGGUGGGAGCCUCCCCUGUCACUUUAUGGAUUCAGAGCAACACCACAGAAGGAGUGCCAUCAGCGUAUCCCAGAAACGUCACCGUACAUCUGAAUGAGUCAUCACUGGUGAUCAGGUGGAAGCCACCGCCAGAGGACCGAAUAAACGGCAUCCUGAAAGGCUAUGAUAUUAUAGUUAGACAAAUUGGAGGACAAAUGAAUAAGAUCCACAGCUACACCACCAUGGCGUCUGUACCUCUGCAGGAAUUUAACACAACGUACAGAGUGGAGGUGGCUGCAUGCACACAGGCAGGGAGCGGCAUGGUCAGCCCACCAGUGUGGCUGUUCGUGCCAGAGGACAGGUCUGUCCCCUCACCAUCUUCCAGCCCUGACACCAGUGUUUCAGACUCUGUCUAUGUGGUGCUGGGUGUGGUGUGUAGCAUCUGUCUCCUGCUACUCAUCCUCUGGGGUGGUAUCUGUGUGCACAACAGGACUACUGGAUUACCGUUUGGGCAGCUGUUUGGAGCUAGUGAAAAGCUGCCACCUGUUGUGGAAUUCACAUCACAGAGAUCCUACAACCGAUCAGCAGUAGAAGUCACACUCAGUAGCCUUGGUAUUAGUGAUCAACUUCAGGCCAAACUGCAGGAUGUGAUGGUCACGAGGAACUUACUUUCCAUAGGAAAAGUUCUAGGGGAAGGUGAAUUUGGCUCUGUUGUGGAAGGACACUUACGACAACUGAAUGGGACAUCAGAAAAAGUUGCAGUGAAGACAAUGAAAUUGGAUAGCUUCUCUCAAAGGGAGAUAGAGGAGUUCCUGAAUGAGGCCGCCUGCAUGAAAGACUUUAACCAUCCUAAUGUCAUCAGAUUACUAGGUGUGUGUUUAGAAGUGGGCUCUGGCCACUUUCCCAAGCCCAUGGUCAUACUGCCUUUUAUGAAAUAUGGAGAUCUGCACAGCUUCCUUCUGCGCUCUCGUCUAGGAGAAAGUCCAAUGUUCUUGCCCACUCAGACUCUGCUCAAGUUUAUGGUUGAUAUUGCUUUGGGGAUGGAGUAUCUCAGCAGUCGCAAUUUUUUGCAUCGAGACCUGGCAGCACGCAACUGCAUGUUGCGUGAUGACAUGACAGUGUGCGUGGCAGAUUUUGGCUUAUCCAAGAAGAUCUACAGUGGUGACUAUUACAGACAAGGAAGAAUAGCCAAAAUGCCUGUGAAAUGGAUUGCAGUAGAAAGUCUGGCAGACAGAGUUUUUACUGUAAAGAGUGACGUGUGGGCGUUUGGUGUUACCAUGUGGGAAAUUGCUACCCGAGGCAUGACACCAUAUCCUGGGAUUCAGAACCAUGAGAUUUACGACUACCUCCUGGAGGGACACAGGCUAAAGCAGCCAGCAGACUGUUUGGAUGAGCUGUAUGAGAUCAUGUACAGCUGCUGGAGAGCUGAUCCGCUGGAUCGGCCAUUCUUUUCCCAGUUGCGAGAAAUGCUGGAAAAAGUAACAGAAAAGCUUCCAGAGUCUUUCAGCAAAGAAGAUAUUAUCUAUAUAAACACCAGCUUUCCUGAAGAAGACCCUGAUGGAGAAGAGCUGACUGUAGAGCAUCCUGUGUUCAGCUCUUCACCUUCAUGCAGUCGCCAGGCAGCGGAAAAUGCUGUAGUCACUGCGGACAUUCAUGGAAGUGUGGAGGAUGAAGAGGAUGAAGAUGAUGAUCGUUAUGUUGUGGUGAUCGCCUCUGAUCCCUCCCUGAGAUCUGGUACACUAAACGCUCCUCUUUUAACCAAUGAUGCUUUGAGACAAGUGACUGGAGAGACAGCAGCGGACCACAGCUCAAGUGAUACGUCUCACCUGCUGUAAAGAUUAGUAUUUAACAGAUAAAAACUGUGACGAACACUAUUGGACCAUGAUAACAGUAUCCCUCAUGGCACUGGGAGCACCUUCACCUCCAUUGUAUCCUAAUGGAGACUUUCUACAGUGUUAUGGAUUGGUCAGUUUGGACUCUGCAAAGCCAGUGUCAGUGUUUGCAAUACCGUCUGUGUGUUAAAUGUUCCUUGUUUCAUAAGCUUGAGAUGCACUGAACUGUGAAACUGUUUAUUAUAUUGAAUUCUGUGUUAAAAUGUAAAUAUAGAAUUGUACAGAGCAUUUAUAAAAUGAAAUUAUAUAUUGUAAAAAAGAAAUGAUUUAUAGAUUCCUUUGAGACUUGAUUAUUAAAUUGAUGUGCAUUUUGCCAUGAUUGUCUCAUUUCCAAAUAUCGUCAUAUUUUAAGUGUAAUAAGGACUAAAUGGCUGCAUUUGGGUACCAAUGAUGAAUACAGCUUUCUUCUUGC